AUGCAGUUCGAAUUCAAUGAAAAUGGCACAUUACCAAUCAUCCUUUCCCCUCUGCAGGAAACACCCAUCAUUGCCCCCAACCCAACCCAGCAAUCCUUUUCACUCUUACAAACCUCAUUCAUUAUUCCCUCUCCUUCAUCAUCACCAUCAUCGUAUUCUCUGCUUCAAUCCACAAUGGAGCCGUGUCCUUCCUCCAACGGGAACACGGUGAGUGGGUUCUACGCCAUGGUCAGCAGGGGCAUGGAGGAGCUCGACCGAUCGUUGCUGUCCAACAACAACGCCAUCUCCCUCCCCUUCCUCCAGCGCCUCCUCUCCCUCCUCCGAUCCUUCCACACGCACCUCACGCUCCUCGUCCACAGCCUCCACCUCCCCCUCGGCGACAAGUGGCUCGACGAGUACAUGGACGAAACCUCCAAGCUCUGGGAAACGUCCCACCUUCUCAAAAACGCCCUCUCCAACUUCGAACCCUUCUACUCCGCCGGAUUCUCCCUCGCCUCCUCCCUCCACGACUCCCUCCCCCACCUCUCCCCACAGGUCCCCUCUCUUUCUCCCUCUCCUCAAUUCACCUUCAACGUGCUUCACUCUGCUCUGCCCGACACCUUACUUUCCACAAUUCAUUCUAAUUUUGCGAUUCUUGAUGUAGUGAGGGCGAUAUCUGGGUGUAGAAGGGAGGCUCUGGGGUUGGAGGAGCAGAACCGUUCUUUGAUGGAGACGAGGAUUCCGACGUUGUGUUUACGUUUGGACGAGAGAGUGUCCGUGGAGUCGAAGCUGAACGGUUUCAACGGUUUCAGGGGAGUUCUGUAUGCAAUGAGGAAUGUGAGUUCGAUGUUGCUAAUGAUCUUGUUGCAUGGGUUGGUGUAUUGUUGGCCGGAGACGUCGGAGUUGGUGGUGGGAGGGUACGACGGGGGGCGGUUGUUUCUAGGGUCGGCGGUGAUGGUAUCGGUGGCGAGGCUACGGCAGAGGGUGGCGGCGGAGAUGGGCAGUGCUGAGUCGGGGAUAUUGUUGUACGAGUUCAGGAGGGCAAGGGUGGCGGUGGAGGAGCUGAGAGAGGAGUUUGAGAGGGAGGAGGGCGGUGUGAGGGAGAGAGUGGAGAGUGUUAGAAUGUGUUUUGGGGUCCUCAAAUCUGGCAUUGAGAACAUCAUUUGCCAGCUUGAUGAUUUCUUUGAUGAGAUUGUCGAGGGUAGGAAGAAGCUUUUGGAUUUUUGCAGUCAUAGGUAA
Molecule: messenger RNA, 1218 nt
Organism: Sphenostylis stenocarpa
Lineage: Eukaryota; Viridiplantae; Streptophyta; Magnoliopsida; Fabales; Fabaceae
Source: the annotation of a GenBank genome assembly